Molecule: messenger RNA, 2225 nt
Organism: Oryza sativa Japonica Group (Japanese rice)
Lineage: Eukaryota; Viridiplantae; Streptophyta; Magnoliopsida; Poales; Poaceae
Product: protein NRT1/ PTR FAMILY 2.11
Biological process (GO): transmembrane transport
Cellular component (GO): plasma membrane
Molecular function (GO): transmembrane transporter activity
Source: RefSeq, a predicted model, not a curated record
GAUUUGGAGGUGAGAUAUACUAGUCCAGUAGGUUUGUAAGUUUGUAGUUGUAGUAUAUAAAUGGCAGGUGGAGGCAGGGAUGAGCCGGCGCCCGGCCGGCCGGAGACCUCUUCUUCUUCAUCCAUCCUUUCUUUCUUUCUUUCUUUCCUAGGCCUAAUCUUACAUAAAUUAUUCACACGGACAAAUCUAGCUAAGCACAAGGUAUGCCGCCGGCGCCGUCGCAGGAGCAAACUAAGCUGGCGCCGGAGAAGCAGCAGCACAUCUCCGGCCAUGGCGAGCAAGCCGUCCGGUACCAUGGAUGGAAGGUCAUGCCGUACGUCAUAGGGAACGAGACAUGCGAAAGGCUGGGGACGAUCGGCACGACGGCGAACCUGCUGGUGUACCUCACCACCGUCUUCCACAUCCCCAGCGCCGCCGCCGCCACCCUCCUCAACGUCUUCUCCGGUACCUCCAACCUCGCCCCUCUCCUCGGCGCCUUCCUCUGCGACGCCUACCUCGGCCGCUACGCCACCCUCGCCGCCGCCUCCAUCGCCUCCUUCCUCGGCAUGCUUGUGCUCACCCUCACCGCCGCCAUCCCAUCUCUCCACCCCCCACCUUGUGCCUCCUCCUCGUCCACGUCGUGCCAGGGCCCCACGCACCGCCAGCUCGCCGCGCUCCUCGCCUCCUUCGCCUUCCUCGUCGUCGGCGCCGGCGGCAUCCGCCCCUGCAACCUCGCCUUCGGCGCCGACCAGUUCGACCCGGCCACCGCCGCGGGCCGCCGCGGCAUCGCCAGCUUCUUCAACUGGUACUACUUCACCUUCACCAUCGCCAUGAUGGUGUCCGCCACGCUCAUCAUCUACCUCCAGAGCAACAUCAACUGGGCCAUCGGCCUCGCCGUGCCCACCGCGCUCAUGGCCCUCUCCUGCGCGCUCUUCUUCAUGGGCACCCGCCUCUACGUCCGCGUCCGCCCCGAGGGCAGCCCCUUCACCAGCUUCGCCCAGGUGCUCGUCGCCGCCGCCCGCAAGAGGCGCCUCCCUGCCCCGGCGUCUCCUGCCGACGACCUGUUCGAUCCGCCGCACCGGAGCAAGCUGGUGGCCAAGAUCAAGCACACGGACCAGUUCCGGUGGCUGGACAAGGCCGCGGUGGUGACGGCGGAGGACGCGGUGGUGGACGGCAUGAGCGCGGCGGCGGCGAACCCGUGGCGGCUGUGCACGGUGCAGCAGGUGGAGGAGGUGAAGGUGCUUGCGCGGAUGAUCCCGGUGUGGUCGUCGUCGAUCGUGUACUACGUGAUGCUGACGCAGCUGGGCACGUACACGGUGUUCCAGGUGAUGCAGUCGGACCGGCGGGUGGGGAGGUCGGGGUUCGAGGUGCCGGCGGGGUCGAUGGUGGUGUUCAACAUGGUGGCGCUCACGGCGUGGCUGCCGGUGUACGACCGCGCGGUGGUGCCGGCGCUGCGGCGGGUGACGGGGCGUGAGGAGGGGAUCAGCCAGCUGCAGCGCAUCGGGAUCGGGCUGGCGCUGUCGGUGGCGACGAUGGCGGUGGCGGUGGCGGUGGAGCAGAGGCGGCGCGGGGCGGGAGGAGGGUCGUCGUCGUCGUGGGCGUGGAUGGUGCCGCAGCAGGCGAUGGCGGGGCUGUCGGAGGCGUUCGCGGCGAUCGGGCUGAACGAGCUGUGCUACAAGGAGUCGCCGGAGAGCAUGAGGAGCGUGGCGGGGGCGCUGUCGCCGCUGGCGCUGGCGGUGGCGAGCUACGCGAGCGGGGCGAUGGUGACGGCGGUGGAGCGGGCGACGGGGUGGCUGGCGCAGGACAUCGAUAAGGGCCGCGUCGACCUCUUCUACCUUGUGGUGGGCGCCAUGUCGGCCGCCAACCUGGCUUACUUCGUGGUCUGCGCGCUCUGGUACAGGUCCAAGAACAUCGCCGACCACGGCGGCGUUGAGCUUCUUCAGACCAGCUCCAAGCACAACGCCGACGCGCCGCCGGCCAUGGCGGUCUGACGACACUGACAGCUACUACACACGUACGCUGACUUUUCAUACUUACUAUAUACUACUUGAUGCAUAUGCAUGUGUCCACUCCAUGAUGAACACAACAGAGACAGAAAGAAGAGAGAUGAUACUUGUACGAUCCAGUUUGGAAUUGGACUACAUUAAUUACAUUAGGGAUGAAUGAAUGUAAUUGUAAAUCUGUAUUAUGAAUGUAUGGGCCGGCCCAUAUCAUUUCUUCUUAGGGCUGAAACGAGCCCACCGAAA